AUGUUCCCUGUUCGCCGUCUACUCCCACUUCGCAACUCCUUUAAGCUUCCUCCCUUGAGGCAGAGUUUUCGAAUCGGUAACCGUCUCCCCGAAACACAGAAGAGGUGGAACGGAUCGUCUUCUGCAGAACCUCCUCGCCCUCACCGAAAUGUUGUAGGGGUCUUCUCCCCGGCUUCCGCUGCAAUAUUCGUAGCAGUUGGUACAGCAUUAUACUUCUACUUCCGCCACGAGAAAAAAAAAUCCAUUGAACAACGGGAAAAGGAACGUUCCUCUCAGGCGUAUGGGCGACCGAACAUCGGUGGUCCAUUCUCACUGAUCAAGUGCACGGGUUCCACCACAUCCGAGCCUGUCAUCUUUACAGAGAAUGACUUACUGGGGAAAUGGUCAUUGGUCUACUUCGGAUUCACAAAUUGCCCAGAUAUUUGCCCUGCAGAAUUAGACAAGGUCACUGUCGUGAUGAACGAACUCAAAAAGUCGUUUCCUAACAUUCCGAUACAACCGAUAUUCAUUUCUGUAGACCCUGCUCGCGACACUCCCUCUCAGAUUCACACAUAUCUUCAAGAUUUCCAUCCAGACUAUAUUGGGCUCGUGGGCGAUUACCAACAAACAAAAUCCGUCUGCAAAGCGUAUCGGGUCUAUUUUUCAACACCACCUGAUGCCGAUCCUAAAGGCGACUACUUGGUCGACCAUUCAAUAUUCGUAUACUUGAUGGACCCUCAAGGAAAGUUUGUCGAAGCAUUUGGCCAGUCCACAGACCAGCACACUGCAGCAGAGAAGAUAAAGGAGCUGAUUACAGAAUGGAUAUCUACUGCUUAA
This is a messenger RNA of Marasmius oreades (fairy-ring Marasmius), 816 nucleotides long. RefSeq lists its product as uncharacterized. Gene Ontology annotation, cellular component: mitochondrial inner membrane. Gene Ontology annotation, molecular function: copper chaperone activity; copper ion binding. The transcript has 4 exons. The record is from RefSeq and is a predicted model, not a curated record. The coding region runs from base 1 to 816 and encodes 271 amino acids. NCBI's taxonomy places the organism in Eukaryota, Fungi, Basidiomycota, Agaricomycetes, Agaricales, Marasmiaceae. Gene Ontology annotation, biological process: mitochondrial respiratory chain complex IV assembly; intracellular copper ion homeostasis.